This is a messenger RNA of Scutellospora calospora, 276 nucleotides long. Lineage: Eukaryota; Fungi; Glomeromycota; Glomeromycetes; Diversisporales; Gigasporaceae. The record is from the annotation of a GenBank genome assembly.
AUGUCAGAUUCUCUAGACGUUGAUGACAAUAAUAUGGGCGAAUACAUGGAGGUGUUGGAUGUCGAAUGGCCCUGUUCAGAAAAUGGUCCUUCUGAACGAAAGCCUUCUUGGUUUUGGCUCCGUGAAGUAACUUCACGAGACGCAGAAAAUGGGAUGGAUGUGCAAGGAAUUACGUGGGAUUCCUUUAAUGUUACUCGUCAGCGAUAUCGUGAAUUACGACUCAUAGACUAUAAAAAUUAUGAGAAUGUUCAAAGAUCGCAUGACGAAAUCAAGAAG